Messenger RNA from Cricetulus griseus (Chinese hamster), 516 nucleotides. The record is from RefSeq and is a predicted model, not a curated record. Lineage: Eukaryota; Metazoa; Chordata; Mammalia; Rodentia; Cricetidae.
AUGCACAAGACAUGCUCUACAAGUGAGAAGGAAAACAGCAAGGAAAAGAAACCCUUUGUUGGGGAUCUGGCCCAUGGCACCAGCAAGAUAGGCAAGUGUCAUGGUCUCCAUACUGCCAGGAAGCUCUGCAGUCACCGACGGGACCAGAAGUGGCAUGAUAAACAAUACAAGAAAGCCCACUUGGGCAGCCUGAAGGCCAAUCCUUUCUGAGGUGCCUCUCAUGCAAAAGGAAUUGUGCUGGAAAAAGUAGGGGUUGAAGCCAAACAGCCAAAUUCUGCUCUCUGGAAGUGUGUCAGGGUGCAGCUCAUCAAGAACGACAAGAAAAUCACAGCUUUCAUGCCCAGUGAUGGCUGCCUGAACUUCAUUGAGGAAAACGAUGAAGUUCUGGUUGCUGGGUUUGGUCGAAAAGGUCAUGCUGUAGGUGAUAUUCCUGGAGUCUGCCUUAAGAUUGUUAAAGGAGCCAAUUUGUCCCUUUUGGCCCUGUACAAAGGCAAAAAGGAGAGAUCAAGAUCCUAA